Messenger RNA from Leptonychotes weddellii (Weddell seal), 1062 nucleotides. Lineage: Eukaryota; Metazoa; Chordata; Mammalia; Carnivora; Phocidae. The record is from RefSeq and is a predicted model, not a curated record.
GAAAUGGGUUGCGGAUUGAACAAGUUAGAGAAACGCGAUGACAAACGGCCUGGAAAUAUCUAUUCGACUUUAAAGAGGCCUCAGGUGGAGACCAAGAUAGAUGUGUCCUACGAAUACCGCUUCCUGGAGUUCACGACCCUGAGUGCUGCUGAGCUCCCGAGGUCCUCGGCGGUGAGGCUGGCCUCCCUGCACGACCUGCCCGCCCAGCUCCUGGAGCUGUACCAACAGGGCUUCUCACUAGUGGCCCUGCACCCCUUCGUUCAGCCGACCCAUGAGCGGGAGAAGACACCCCUCGAGCACAUCUUCAGGGCCAUCCUGAUCAAGAAAACUGACAGAUCUCAGAAAAGUGAUCUUCACAGUGAACGCUACAUCUUGGAAUUAGAUUGCUGUUCCUCCUUAGACCACCUGACAGGCCAAAAACUCAUCCCAGAGUUCAUUAAGAAGGUCCAGGAGGCUGCGAGUCAGGGCCUGAAAUUCGUCGGUGUCAUACCUCAGUACGGUUGCCCUGUGAAGUCAGCAGGCAGCAGGCCCCCAGCAGACACCAGAGCUGCGGAAAAGGAGCCGGGCAGGUGCGGGGAUGACAAGGAUGCAGGCGCUCCGGCAGGGACAGACAGCGGCCAGGAGCCAGGCCAGGGCCCCAGAGGGGAGACGCCCGUUGCCGAGCAACCCAGCUUGCCCCCCGGAGAAGGGGACGGUGCAGAAUGGUCUCCACACAGGAUGAGCAAAGCUCUGGAUGGGCCGGAUGGUGACCUGUUGGAAGUGCGUGAGGAGCCACUCUCGGGAAAAAUGGAGAUCCUCGCCCUUUUCAACAAACCGAAGAGCCAUCAGAAAUGCCGGCAAUACUAUCCCGUCAGCAUUCCUCUCCGGGUCUCCAAGAACGGCCAGACGGUGAGCGGUUUGGACGCCAACUGGUUGGAGCACAUGAGUGACCACUUCCGGAAAGGAGGCAUGCUGGUGAAUGCGGUCUUCUACCUUGGCAUGGUCAAUGGUAUGCAAGUUACAAACCUUGGGCGGCCCUCACCAACUCUGCUUCUCUUUUCAUCUUAGCCCGUCUUCGGAGCC